Messenger RNA from Zootoca vivipara (common lizard), 2388 nucleotides. The record is from RefSeq and is a predicted model, not a curated record. NCBI's taxonomy places the organism in Eukaryota, Metazoa, Chordata, Lepidosauria, Squamata, Lacertidae.
CGUAUGUGAAAUAACACUUUUAAAUUUACCAAGGGUUAUUUGAAAUGUGGAUAUUUAUUUUGAAUAAUUUAGGCUGGAAACCUGUGCCAACUUACUUGGAACUCGGAGGGACUUACUUCUGAGUAGACAUGUAUAGAAUUGCAGUGUCAUAGAACUGUAGAGUUGGAAGGGAUUCUGAGGAUCAUACUUGGGCUUUUCCCUGCACACACAUCCAGGGUGGAUUUGAUUUAAAUCAAAUCAAUUUAAAUCACGAUUCAAAUCACUAGUCAGUAAGACUUGAUUUAAAUCUUUUUCUUUCUUUCUUUUUUAACAGAAAGACUCAUUCUUGCUGGUAUAACCUUAAUAUUUACAACCAGAUGAAGGUUUCAUUCUUGGAAUAAUAAAUUUUCAGAGUAGUUUUUUACACUUAUAUCCAAAGUUACUGAUUUGGUUAUGCUAUUAGAAAUACAUAGACAGAUAAUUAUGAAAUUAUUGUGAGGUUUAAUAAGUUAACUGCUUAUAUUUGGACAACUUUUCUACUGUACUUUAAUGGAAGGAGAAAAAUAAUCAUUUCCUUAAUAACAAUGUAAAUGAUUUAUUUAACUAAAACAAUAACGUUACAGCAUAUGUAUCCAUGUUUGUUAACUGAUGUGGUGAAACAAUUAAAAAAAAAAACUUAGACUAAGUUUUAGCACACAUGAAAAACUUAAAACAAAUCCUUAUUUCCUGAUGAAUAGCCUUUGGACCAUAAUGUAACUUAAAUAGAAAACUAUAGAAAGAUUUUUCCUUCAAAAGCAUUUUAUUUUUAAAAUCUGAUUUAAGGCUUUGUGAGGUCCGGCGAUACCCAAGCAGGAGGUGGCCUAGCUGGUGAGUCGCUGCUGAGUCGCCUUGCAUUUUCUGCCUCGUCAGCCUGGGCUCUGGCAACAAGAUGAGUAUUGGCGGCUUGGAUCGGAAUGAGGAGUUCUACCAGCAGCUGCGGCUGCAGGAGCUGUACGGCAAGAAGGACGGGGAAGGCGGCGAGGACCCUUUCACGUACACAGACCCAGAGGACGGGACGCAGUAUGAGUGGGAUUGCGACAAGAAGGCCUGGUUCCCAAAGGUUACUGAAGAUUUCCUGGCAACAUAUCAUGCUAACUACGGCUUUCCCACUGAAAGGUCAGACAAUUCACCUACAUCUCUUACAAAGACUGAAUCUAAUACUCCUGCAGACUCAAAGACUACCAAGGUCCAGCAGUCAGCAGAUCCAAAAGCAUCUCGGGCAACAGAUCUUAAACAAAAAGGAGAGAAAAUAAAACCUGACGCAGGAUGGUUUCAUGUUGAAGAACAGAGAAACACAAAUGUAUAUGUGACGGGUUUACCACCAGACAUUACAAAAGAUGAGUUCGUGCAGGUUAUGUCAAAAUGUGGUAUUGUUAUGCGUGAUCCGCAAACAGAGGAGCCUAAAAUUAAACUUUACAAAGGCAAAGAAGGAAAUCUCAAAGGAGAUGGGCUCUGCUGUUACUUAAAGAGAGAAUCUGUCGAACUAGCAUUGAAAUUUUUGGAUGAAAAUGAAAUUAGAGGCUACAAAUUGCAUGUGGAAGUUGCACAGUUUCAACUGAAGGGGGAGUAUGAUGCCAGCAAGAAGAAGAAGAAAUGCAAAGACUACAAAAAGAAGCUGUCUCGACAACAAAAACUGCUGGAUUGGCGACCGGAGAAGAAAGAUGGCAGUGUUCGAAUGCGGCACGAGCGUGUUAUCAUUAUCAGGAACAUGUUCCACCCAAGCGAUUUUGAGGAAGAUCCUUUAGUGCUAAAUGAGAUAAGAGAAGAUCUUCGGACAGAAUGUGAAAAGUUUGGACGAGUAAAGAAAGUCAUUCUAUUUGAUAGGCACCCAGAUGGUGUUGCUUCUGUGUCAUUUAAAGAAGCAGAAGAAGGAGAUGUCUGCAAACAGGCACUCAACGGGCGAUGGUUUGGUGGACGUCAGCUCUCUGUGGAGACCUGGGAUGGUGUAACAGAUUACCUGGUUGAGGAGACUUCAAGAGAAAGGGAAGAGAGACUGAAGGGUUGGCAGAAGUUUUUAGGUGAUCCAAAUACAGAAAUGCCGAAAACAGCAUCUGGCACAGAUUCUUCGGAAACUGGUGUCCAGCUUCCAGAAGGCGUUCAGCCAUUGAAAGUUAAAAGUGCAUCUGAGGGUGGCCCAAAGGGUGAAGCAGCUGAGAGAGGAGAUAAUGGCAAGGGUACCAACGAAGAUGUCACAGCAUCCACAGACAGCAGCAUUGCAGGCAGUGAGGAGGAAGCGGAGACAUCUGUAACUCAUUUGUAAAAGUAUGUAUAACCUCUAAACCUCAGUUAUCCUGUGCUUCAAAGUAACUGCAGCCAGCAUUCAAAUGAAUAUAUAUGCAUUACCCUAUUGAGAUAUCAGCAUGUUUUUUU